AUGAAAGUCCAUUAUUUUAAUAUAUUAUUGUUUGCUCUUCCAUUAAAUAUAUUGGUAAGUUCCCCCAAAAAAAAUCCAUCCAUCACACAAAAAAGACCAACCAGGAGAUUAUUAUGCGAGUGCGAAUUGUAUGCACCUGCCAAUUAUGAUAGUGUCCCACAAAUGAAAGAAGUUAUGGAUAAUUUCAAUCGUCAAACACAACAGAGAUUUCAUGAAUAUGACGAACGUAUGGUCGAAAAACGAAUGCAAUGUAAAGAUAAAUGCGAUAAAGAAAUACAAAAAAUUAUUUUAAAAGACAAAUUAGAAAAACAAAUGAAACAAGAGUUAACCACAUUGGAAACAAAGAUAACCACUGACGAUAUACCUACAUGUAUUUGCGAAAAGUCGUUAGCAGAUAAAGUGGAAAAAGGGUGUUUGCGAUGUGGAGGUGUGUUUGGUGGUGGUGUGGCGCCAGGUGUUGGAUUAUUAGGAGGAAUUGGUCAACUUGGGCUAGAUGUUUGGAAAGCUGCGGCAAUUAAGGCCGCUACAGAAUAUGCCUUAACUGAGGGUGCUGCUAAGGGUUUGGCUGCAGGUAAUGCCCAUGGUAUGAAUAUAGUUAUUUAUCAUUUAAAAGAAUUGCUUAUAGAUAAAUUAGUUCCUAAUAUAUGCAAAACGGUUUCUAGUACAGGCGAUUAUACUCGUGUCAUAAAUUUUAGUAAACUUAUUAUUCAAAAACGUGGGGCGAUGUGUGGGGCGGAUGGGGGCACUCUUAGUAAGGAUAUGUGCACACAAAUUAAUAUUAAUUUAGGUACAGUGCUACGAAAUGGUAAAGCAAAUCUUCCAGACAAGGAGGCUGUACCAAAAGUGUUAAACAGACUUGUUUCACAAGCUGAUAAAGCUGCUAAUGAAGUCGCCAAGGAUACAAGUCAAAGUGUUGCUGUUAAAAUCACAGAACAACAAACCGCUGCGAUAAAUGCUACAUAUACUAGUUGGCAGAUUGCUAUAACAGCUUCUGUUAUUGCAAUUGUAGUAAUCGUUUUAAUUAUGGUAAUUAUUUAUUUAAUUUUACGUUAUCGACGAAAAAAAAAAAUGAAGAAAAAACUCCAAUAUAUAAAACUAUUAGAAGAAUAG
Messenger RNA from Plasmodium falciparum 3D7, 1110 nucleotides. RefSeq names its product rifin. Lineage: Eukaryota; Apicomplexa; Aconoidasida; Haemosporida; Plasmodiidae. The record is from RefSeq and is a predicted model, not a curated record. The transcript has 2 exons. Bases 1 to 1110 code for a protein of 369 amino acids.